Drosophila subpulchrella is the source of this 1135-nucleotide messenger RNA. RefSeq names its product YTH domain-containing family protein 3-like. Lineage: Eukaryota; Metazoa; Arthropoda; Insecta; Diptera; Drosophilidae. The record is from RefSeq and is a predicted model, not a curated record.
CACAACAUCAGACGGUGGAUUUCCAUUCCCCUGGGCAGAAUUCAAGUUUAAGCCCGGCUCAAACCACUCGACCACUCAGUUCAAAACGAAAUCGCGACGCGACAACAACGGCCGCUCGGACUAGAGAAAUAAAAUAUAUAUAAAAACAAAGCUAUAAAAAACGGAAAAGCAUCUAGGUGCCGCAGAAUGUUCGUCUUACUUGUAGUGCUCUGUCUGCUGCAGACAGCUAGCUUGGUGCCAGCCCAGCUGAUUACACUGCGCGAUGGCAAGGUGGGCGUGAAUUUUGCAGGAUAUCACGCGGACGCGGGACUCGGAGGACUCCUCACGGGCAACUCUGCCCACGGCGGACUCAGCGCCUCGGCCGGAACUCCGUGGGGUUCCCGGGCAGCCGCGGGUCUGGGCGGCAAUCUGGAUGGACGAGCCGCCGGCGUGGGCUAUGCCGCCGCCCAGGCCAAUCCUUGUGGGGCCAGUGCUCUUCUGGGUGGUAGCGCCGGAGAACAUGGCUAUAUCGGUGCUGAGGCCCACAGUCCGGGAAGGAGUGUGAUCUCCUCAUCCUCCUCUACCACGGCAGCCCCGCCGGCUCAUCCUGAAAAUCCUGUGCCCGCUUCGCCCACUUCAGGUCCUGUCGUUACCAGCCACAUCCAGAGGGUCAAGCCCCCCAAGAAGUACUCGCUGAUCAAACAAGAUCCGGACCGCAGCGAAAUCAUUGAAAAUCAUGUUAAAGCGGCCGCAGAUUCCGAUGCCGAUGCGGUGGAUAAACACCAGCCCUUGGCUUUUCCGGCAUUUCCAGCUGCCCCGCCCACUACGUUGGUAAUUGUCAAGCGACCACGCCCACAUGCAAAGCGACAACGUCAGCGGCAACGUGUCGUAUACGUGAUGCAGCAGCAGCAGCAGCAGCCGCAGGAGCAACAAAUUCCACAGGAGGCUGCCCAAAAGGACGAGCCCCAGUCGACCGUUGAGGUGAAGAGCGAGGCCAAGGCCGUCCAUGUCCACAAGUACAAGUCCGUCCAGCGACCUCAGGCCGUGAACAAUCGCUUCCUGGCACCCCAAGCCCAAGGACCCGUGGGUCUGGCCCUCGAUGUGAGUUGGAAACCAUCAAGAAUAUGAUGAAUGGUUAGUCCAGGGUGCUACAGAA